AUGUUAAAAACAAACGCCUUAGUACCUGUUUUGAUAUUGUGGAGCACGUUUUUAGCAAUCGUCAACAGUAACGAGCUUUCGCGUUGCUGUUCAGGUGGAGCGCGACAUUACCAACAGACACAUACCUGCUCGAAUCUAAAAUCCGUAGGAUCCAAGGCAAGCUGUCUAAGAACAGCAUCAAUCUGCUGCUUACGUGCGUUGCUGGAUUCCUCAUGUGGAGAGGGGACGGAUAUCGCUAGACAAGAUGAAACAUGCCCGUCCAGUAUAAACAGUUUAGGCGGAGGACUGAAAAAGGAAUGCUGCGAAUGCUGUCUACUAGCUAACGAAUUGAUAGCAAAGAACCAGCCCUGCACACCACCGACAGGAUUCUCGGCCGCUUGUCUGAGGUCCUUCUCACGUUGCUGUCAAGGCACCUUCGAAUUCACUCAAACAAUCCCGAUAUCAACUGUCUCUGAGAACAAUGCUGUCUACUUGGGUGAUCGAUGUGCACAUUCAAAAUGCGAACAUUUUUGCAAUGAUCGAGGUGGAGAAAGCGUUGAGUGCACCUGCAGACCAGGGUACGAUCUAGGUCCCGAUGGGCAGAGCUGUGUUGGUGAGUCUAUUCGAUAA
Messenger RNA from Cooperia oncophora, 609 nucleotides. The record is from the annotation of a GenBank genome assembly. NCBI's taxonomy places the organism in Eukaryota, Metazoa, Nematoda, Chromadorea, Rhabditida, Trichostrongylidae.